AUGUACCAACAUCUUACUACCUUACAGGGUGCUCGAGAUGCUGUUAUCUCUCUUUCAUUUUCUCCUCAAGCGAAGUUCAUCGCCGCUGCAGGUUAUGGCGGCGUCACAGUCUGGGACCUUGAAUCGUUCGAAGCUAUACCAAUUCCUAACAGCAUUUAUAACCCACGCAAUCCCGAUCAUGUUUACGCGGCCUCUGCUUGGCUGCAUUUCGAACAAGCAGAUCGAUAUGUCCUCCUUUUGGGAUCGCAGGGGGGGACAGUAUCUAUCCUGCAAUGGGAUGAAAAAGACAAGGUCUUUCGUUCAAUGGUCCGCGUCAUUCCUGUACCCUCGGAUUUCCAGGUCCUUUCCAUCGACGUGUACCAGGCCGAAAUUGCGAUCGGAAAACUCGCCCGCGUUGUGGUCGCAACUUCUGACGAUCGAACUACGGUUUCUUCUUUGUCUUCAUCUGGGGAAUUUCGGGAAAUAUACUCAGUUUCCGUCCAAGAUUUUACACUCAUCGCUGCAAGGUUCUGCAAAAAGACCGCAGAUGUUUAUGCUUUUGAACUGAAUGGUGGCACAAUAUUGAGACUCGACGACAAAAGUGGUGAUAUCAAAUCGAACCAGAAAUAUGGACCUGACCCCAUGGGAACCGUAUGUACCGAUGACUCAAGUGAACUGUUUGUGGCGUGCACCGGCCAAGAUUUCCAAAUGUUCCGGCUCGAUACCAUUGAGCACAUACGAACAUUCUCAGGCCCGGAGCCUGUAGUCCUCUUCCCAAAGGUUGUAACAUUUGCCGAGGAUGGAACCGUCCUGAUUGCAGGCACUGACAAGGGGCGUGCUGUGGUCUUUGACGUCACAAGUGGUGCCAAGAUUCAACAUCUCAAAUAUAACAAGGGUGGUUUGGUUCAACCUGUCGCCGCAUGCACAACCACAGAAGGGUUUCUGGUGGCCAUUGCAGGAUCGACUAUGCAAGCUUCAUCUGACGUCGAGAUUUAUAUAAAGAGUCAUCUCCCCACUUCAACUUCUAAGUCCAACGGUAAUGCGGGAGCGAGUCUUCAUUGCACGUUCGCGGACAGAAGCUCUGUGUUUCGGUAUAUCUUCAUGACCCUCGGGAUAUUGUUGAUGCUCCAUGGUCUUUAUUUUUUGGCUCUUACUCAUGCUCCUUGGGUAUGUUACUGUACUGUUUUCCUCGAGCUGAUCUACGACGUGACAUUUUUGGCCAUUCCAGGUACAAUCCAUGUUGCAAGCUAA
This is a messenger RNA of Lentinula edodes (shiitake mushroom), 1230 nucleotides long. Its product is annotated as WD40-repeat-containing domain protein. Gene Ontology annotation, molecular function: protein binding. The record is from RefSeq and is a predicted model, not a curated record. The transcript has 6 exons. NCBI's taxonomy places the organism in Eukaryota, Fungi, Basidiomycota, Agaricomycetes, Agaricales, Omphalotaceae. The coding region runs from base 1 to 1230 and encodes 409 amino acids.